Malurus melanocephalus (red-backed fairy wren) is the source of this 888-nucleotide messenger RNA. RefSeq names its product SUMO specific peptidase 3 (gene SENP3). The annotation marks the transcript as partial. The transcript has 8 exons. Gene Ontology annotation, biological process: protein desumoylation. The record is from RefSeq and is a predicted model, not a curated record. Gene Ontology annotation, cellular component: nucleus. NCBI's taxonomy places the organism in Eukaryota, Metazoa, Chordata, Aves, Passeriformes, Maluridae. Gene Ontology annotation, molecular function: deSUMOylase activity.
AUGGUGACUAUGGUGGAGCAGAAUGUCCCCAGAGUGACCACGGUGACCACGGUGACCAUGGUGGAGCACAAUGUCCUCAUGGUGACCGUGGUGUGGCAGAUUGACCAUGGUGUGGCGGAUGUGACCACGGUGACCACGGUGACCAUGGUGACCAUGGUGGAGCAGAAUGUCCCCAUGUCCCCCUCCGCCCCUCCCCCCCCCGCCGAGGGUCCGAUCCUCAUCAGCAACGUGGUCAGCGUGGGGGGCGGGGCCGAGCCCGGGACACGCCCCCAGGGCCCGCAGGCCACGCCCACUCCGGCCCGGGCCACGCCCCCCGGGCAGCCCAGCCCCCCCCUGCGCGAGGAGCACGUGACCUGCGUGCAGAGCAUUUUGGAUGAGUUCCUGCAGGCCUACGGGAGUCUGAUCCCGGUGAGCGCCGAUGAAGUGGUGGAGAAACUCGAGGACAUUUUCCAGCAGGAAUUCAGCACUCCCCAAAGGAAGGGCUCGGUGCAGCAGUUGCUGCAGUCGUACCAGCGGCUCCCCGGGAACGCUCUCCUGCGGGGAUUUCGGGUCAGCUACAAACGCCACGUUCUCACCAUGGACGAUCUGCAGACGCUCUACGGCCCCAACUGGCUCAACGAUCAGGUGAUGAACAUGUACGGUGACCUCGUCAUGGACGCCGUGCCCGACAAGGUGCAUUUUUUCAACUCCUUUUUCUACGACAAACUCCGCACCCGCGGCUACGAGGGCGUUCAGCGCUGGACCAAAAACGUGGACAUUUUUGGGAAGAAGCUGCUGCUGAUCCCGAUCCACCUGGAGGUCCAUUGGUCGCUGGUGGCCGUGGAUGUGGCGCGCAGGACGAUCACCUACUUCGACUCGCAGAGAACGCUCAACCGGCGCUGCCCCAAG